AUGUGGCGGGAACUCGAAGCCAGUCAGCGGCGCCACCCGCCCGUCUCUGCCUGCGCAGACCUCGCCGCCGUGCCCUGCUCGCUGCCCGGGCAGCUCUUUGUGGGCCACGCGGACGCAGCCGCCAACCCAUCGGCGCAUGGUAUCACGGCCAUCAUCGCGCUGGGCACGGGCAAUCUCUCGCCGCUCCACGAUGUCCUUUGCAUUGCCAUCGUCGACAUGGAAGACGCCUUCUUGCUCGAGCAUCUGCCUGCAUGCUACGCCUUCUUGCACGCGCGCUUGGCGGCUGGCGGCAACGUGCUCGUCCACUGCGCGUACGGGCAGUCGCGCAGCGCGGCCAUUUGCGUCGCCUUUCUCAUGCAGCUCGACGGACUGCGCUUUCCCGCCGCAUACGCGAUCGUCCAAGCGGCGCGCCCAUGCAUUUACAUCAACGCGGGAUUCCUCCGCCAGCUCGAGCUCUUUGAUGCGAUGCAGUGCUCGCUCACGGGCCACUCGGUCGCCCACGCUACGUACCGCACCAUGUGCGCACACGAGCACAAGCGCAACACGUACGCGGUGCGGCUCUUGCCGUUUGAACUCGCGACCAGCGCUCCUCUGCACGACCCUUAA
Molecule: messenger RNA, 606 nt
Organism: Saprolegnia parasitica CBS 223.65
Lineage: Eukaryota; Oomycota; Saprolegniomycetes; Saprolegniales; Saprolegniaceae
Exons: 3
Coding region: 1-606 (201 amino acids)
Biological process (GO): regulation of MAP kinase activity; protein dephosphorylation
Cellular component (GO): cytoplasm
Molecular function (GO): JUN kinase phosphatase activity
Source: RefSeq, a predicted model, not a curated record